This is a messenger RNA of Phalaenopsis equestris, 434 nucleotides long. RefSeq names its product DNA-(apurinic or apyrimidinic site) lyase, chloroplastic-like. Gene Ontology annotation, biological process: base-excision repair. The record is from RefSeq and is a predicted model, not a curated record. NCBI's taxonomy places the organism in Eukaryota, Viridiplantae, Streptophyta, Magnoliopsida, Asparagales, Orchidaceae. Gene Ontology annotation, cellular component: nucleus. Gene Ontology annotation, molecular function: DNA binding; DNA-(apurinic or apyrimidinic site) endonuclease activity; endonuclease activity. The transcript has 2 exons. The annotation marks the transcript as partial.
GAGCAAAGCAAUCUAGCUUGCAAAAACAGAUUUCUUCGAGGGUUCAAAGGCCCCAGAAAGUUUCUACUCAAAUAAGUAUAGCUGUAGAUUCUAAUGAACCCUGGACUAUGCUUGCACACAAGAAGCCACAAAAGGAGUGGAUUCCUUAUAAUCCCAGAACAAUGAGGCCUCCUUCUCUUGAUGAGGAUACAAACUUUAUUAAGCUCAUAUCCUGGAAUGUUAAUGGCUUGAGGGCUUUGCUCAAGCUGAAGAGUUUCCCUGCGCUUCAACUUGCCCAACACGAAAAUUUUGAUGUCUUGUGCUUGCAAGAAACUAAAUUACAAGAGAAGGAUGUGGAUUUGAUCACGAAGAAUCUGAUUGAUGGCUAUGAUAACAGCUAUUGGACCUGUAGUGUUUCAAAGCUGGGUUAUUCUGGAACUGCUAUUGUAUCAAAG